Molecule: messenger RNA, 204 nt
Organism: Bathycoccus prasinos
Lineage: Eukaryota; Viridiplantae; Chlorophyta; Mamiellophyceae; Mamiellales; Bathycoccaceae
Exons: 1
Coding region: 1-204 (67 amino acids)
Source: RefSeq, a predicted model, not a curated record
AUGCGAAGAAUGAAACGAACCAUGAUCAACGAGAAGAUGUUCGAUGCGUUUAAAGAGAGACUCGGACAAGGACGCGACGCCGGGUUUAAGAAACCGAGCGAGAAGAGAGUGUUGGCGUUAAAAGAGAGAGAUAGGAGAGUGUUCAAGAAGAAACUGAAACAGAAGAUUGGAUGGAUCUUACGCAGACGAGAACGAGGGUUUUAA